UUACCUGCUACAGCUGAGGAAUGAACCUGGCUACGGAACCGGAUGAGGAUGGGCAUGCACUGGCAUAGGAUCAGACUAUCGGAGACGGUGACGUGAGAAGGCGUAGCUCCAGGGACAUGGGCCAGAUCCAGAUGGGAAAGCAAAGGAGAUCGAUCGAUCGACGGAAGAAGAGAUAAGCGGGUAAAGGAAGCCUGACAGAGAAAGAGGGUGUGAUUCGGAGAAGAUAUCCACUAAUAAGUGGAGUGCAGAGAGAGAGAGAGAGACAAACCAAAGGUUCUCUUUCUCUCUCUACCUCCUGAUUCCUCGCAGAGACCCUCCACAAGCGUCCAUUACCCAAAAGAAUUAUUCUCUCCAAUUCCUACGUUAGCGUGUCCCCGGCCCCGGGUCCUCUCGCUCUCUAUAAAGCAAACUGCAAACCUGAAACCAGGCGUGGUAGUAGCUGGUAGUUGAUCACCUGCAACUGCGAGCACCAGCGAUCGAGAGCCAGGAAACACCAGCAGCUAGUUUCAGUUUCCAUCUAUGCAAGAUUGGAGCAUGGAGCAAAUGGACGAGGCGUCGGUGAACGAGCAGACCGCGGAGCAGCAGCCCAUGGCCGGCGGCGAGCAGGCAAAGAGGGGCGACGGCGCCGCCACCAUGGCGUGGCUGGACCUCACGCUGGCCGUGAAAGCCUCGCCUGCUGAUGAGUUAUUUGCGGCUCCGGCGGCAGCGACGGACGGGUACUCCUCGUCCUCGGACGGCGAGCCGGCCAAGCCUGCUUCUUCACCUUCUCCGUCUGCCGCUGCCGCCGCCGCCGCCGCGCCACACAAGGUGUUCUCGUGCAACUUCUGCAUGCGCAAGUUCUUCAGCUCGCAGGCGCUGGGCGGGCACCAGAACGCGCACAAGCGGGAGCGCAGCGCCGCCAAGCGCUCCACGUCGUCGGCGUCGGCCUACCACCACCUCCACGCGCAGAGGAUGAUCAUGGCCGGCCUGCCGCUCGAGGCGCACGCCGCGUUCGUGCACGCCGCCCUGCGCGUCAGCCCGUCGAGCUCGGCCAUCCACAAGGCCAGCCAGGAGCUCGCCGCGGCGCGGGCCGCCGCCGCCGCCGCCGGGGGCACGGCGCCCAGGUUCCACGACGGCGACAGCGCCGCCACUCCGUGGGCGCAGCUCCUGUACGAGGAGCCGGUCAGCUCGACGUGGCCGGGGAGCUUCCGGAUGAGAGCGCAGCCUGAGCCGCCGAGCUCGGAGCAGCAGCCACCGGAGCAGAGUAAGAAGAUAGACUUGGACCUCAGGCUGUGAAAGAUCCUAGUGGAUGCAUGUAGAAGAGCUAGCAACCUGUACUUUGAUUUUUAAUUAAUUUGACCAGUAUAUAAUUAAUUACGAAGUGUUUAAUUCCUCAAGAUGUUCUAGUUUCUGAAUAACGAAUCGUUCAAGAAUUGAUCUGUUCAGUCUGCAUCUUCAGAUAUCAAAUAUCAUCGAUGAGGCAUGCAGGCAGUAAUUUUCCGAA
Molecule: messenger RNA, 1483 nt
Organism: Panicum virgatum (switchgrass)
Lineage: Eukaryota; Viridiplantae; Streptophyta; Magnoliopsida; Poales; Poaceae
Product: zinc finger protein 7-like
Exons: 1
Coding region: 520-1275 (251 amino acids)
Source: RefSeq, a predicted model, not a curated record